Messenger RNA from Anolis sagrei ordinatus, 3484 nucleotides. NCBI's taxonomy places the organism in Eukaryota, Metazoa, Chordata, Lepidosauria, Squamata, Anolidae. The record is from RefSeq and is a predicted model, not a curated record.
UCCCCCCCCCCGCCUACUGCCGCGACUGGCUUUGCCUCCCGCCUCAGAAAGCCAGGCCCGUGUUUGCCUGUGGUAGUAGUAGUGUAUGGAGAAGAGUAGGCCCAAAUUGAGGCCUGCUGUCUUUUCUGGCCGCUUUCCGGGCGGAGGAGCGGGCCUCGCGGGGCUCGCGUAGCGGAGAGGCCGAAGGGAGUCUGCGCGGUCCCGGCCUGCCUUCCUGGCUGUGUCCCUGCCUGGCCUCCACGGCGCAGGCCCGCGGCAGCGCAGCCGCUCUGAGCAGGAGCGCUUCAUGGAGGAGCACACGGUGACCCAGACGGAGCACAUGGCCACCAUCGAGGCCCACGCGGUGGCCCAGCAGGUCCAGCAGGUCCACGUGGCCACCUACACCGAGCACAGCAUGCUCAGCGCUGAUGAAGACUCCCCCUCUUCCCCCGAAGACACCUCUUACGAUGACUCCGACAUCCUCAACUCCACAGCCACCGAUGAGGUGACUGCCCACCUGGCCGCCGCAGGCCCAGUGGGGAUGGCUGCAGCUGCAGCAGUGGCAACGGGUAAAAAAAGGAAACGUCCUCACGUCUUCGAGUCCAACCCUUCCAUCCGCAAGAGGCAGCAGACCCGGUUGUUACGGAAGCUGCGUGCCACGCUGGACGAAUACACCACUCGGGUCGGGCAGCAGGCCAUCGUCCUGUGCAUCUCGCCUUCCAAACCCAACCCUGUCUUUAAAGUCUUUGGGGCAGCACCUCUGGAGAAUGUGGUGCGCAAGUACAAGAGCAUGAUCCUGGAAGACCUGGAGUCGGCGCUGUUGGAACAUGCCCCUGCGCCACAGGAGGUUAACUCGGAGCUGCCACCUUUAACCAUCGAUGGGAUCCCGGUCUCGGUGGACAAGAUGACCCAAGCGCAGCUGCGGGCCUUUAUCCCCGAGAUGCUGAAGUACUCCACGGGCCGCGGGAAGCCUGGCUGGGGCAAGGAGAGCUGCAAGCCCGUCUGGUGGCCGGAAGACAUCCCCUGGGCCAACGUCCGCAGCGACGUCCGGACCGAGGAGCAGAAGCAGAGGGUGUGUGUUGAGUGCCCUCUUGCGCCUGCAAAGGGCUCCUCCUUGGUCUCUUGGACUCAGGCCUUGCGGACGAUCGUGAAGAACUGCUAUAAGCAGCAUGGCCGCGAGGACCUGCUCUAUGCUUUUGAGGACCAGCAGACCCAGCCCACGGCAGCAACCCACAGCAUCGCGCAUCUGGUGCCUUCGCAGACCGUGGUCCAGACCUUCAGCAACCCAGACGGCACCGUCUCUCUCAUCCAGGUUGGCACAGGAGCAACGGUGGCCACUUUGGCCGACGCUUCGGAAUUGCCCACGACAGUCACAGUCGCACAGGUCAACUACUCUGCUGUCACUGACGGAGAGGUAGAGCAGAACUGGGCGACACUGCAAGGAGGGGAGAUGACCAUCCAGACGACCCAGGCUUCUGAAGCCACGCAGGCAGUGGCCUCCCUGGCAGAGGCGGCCGUGGCGGCGUCCCAGGAAAUGCAGCAAGGGGCGACGGUCACAAUGGCGCUCAACAGCGAAGCCGCCGCCCACGCCGUGGCCACUCUGGCGGAAGCCACCCUUCAAGGCGGAGGCCAGAUCGUCUUGUCCGGCGAGACCGCAGCAGCCGUCGGCGCGCUCACCGGGGUCCAAGAUGCGAACGGUAGGCAGACACAGAUAGGCCUGGUCCAGAUCCCAGUCAGCAUGUACCAGACAGUGGUCACCAGCCUGGCACAGGGCAACGGUCCAGUGCAGGUGGCCAUGGCGCCCGUCUCAGCCCGGAUCACAGACAGCACGGUCACCGUGGACGGCCAGGCGGUGGAAGUGGUGACGCUGGAGCAGUGAGGGCUGCACGAAUAGAAGGAAGGAAGGAUCAGGAUGCAGCAAUGGAGGUGGAGGCGGCUUCUUCCUCCAUCCCUCCUUCUCUCUCUUUUUGCAGAAAUCGUUUCCUCUUUGCCUCUCGGGAGACGCACACAGGUGGCAUCUUCAGUCUCGCAGCAAAAUAAAAAGAAAAGGUUUUGUGAACCACACAAAGGUUGGAGUUUCAAACAGAGAGAGCCAAAAAGGGUGGAAGGAGGCCACUUCUGGGUCCAGGAGGCCUACGAAGCUCCAUCCAGGCCAAGCCAAGCUUUCCUCUCCCGCCUUGCAUGGACCGCUCUCGAUGAAAGCUUUGGCAGAGGGACAAAACAUGGGUUUUCCUUCCCUUCUUGGGGGCAUAGACUUUUGGUUGCCCCGCUCCUGCAGAGAGAGCCACACACAGAACCAGGCCGGUCUGCCGUCUUCCUCGAGGCAAGAAUUAGGUGUCAUUUUAACGUGGACGUUUAUUAUUUUUCCUUCUUUAAAACAAAAGAGACCAUUUGGGAAUAUAUUUUCUUUCUUUUUUUUGUUUUGCGUUUGAAAGCGUAAGAAUCUCCUGGAGACUGUGAUCUAGGGAUCCUUCCAAGACCUGUUGGAUCAGAUCCGGCUCCUCCGUUUCCUUCCUUUUUUAAAUUCUAAGUCCGUGCUUGAAACCUGCCCGCCAACGCUUCUCUUUCCCUCCUCCACCGGAACCGAUAUUUGCUUGCCUUUUAAAGAACCUUUUCCCUUCAAGAAAGAAAUAUUGCAAAGCAUGAGAUGCAAAACUGCAGUGAAAGGGUACGAAGGAUGUUUCCGUGCACCUCGAUGGAUCCGGGCGGCUGAAGCGUUGACCAAGGGCUCUUCUGGAUGACCUUCACGCCUCAUCAGCCACGUCCUCUGCUUUUGGGACUCUUCCAGGCACUUCUUGGUUUGUGAAGCUUCCAGGCACUUCUUCCUCCACGAAAAGAGGCGUUCUCAUCACGUUUCCUCCUUUUUUCCUUCUCCAAAGCUUUUUCUAUCACUUCUUUUUUUGCAGAUGAGCCCAAGCUCACUUCUUUUUUCUCCAUUGAUGGACUCUGCUUCUAUCCUCCUGGGAGAAUCUCAAGUAUUUAAUUUCACUGUUGUUUCCCUUCACAGACAAAGACCCUUUCCCGUUUCUCCCUGCAUCCAUCCCAGCCUCCAAAGCUUGCUUUUCUUUCCCAAGAGUUGUGUAUUUACUUGGCUUCUUUUCUUAUCGGCAGUUCUUUUAUACGCAUUUCCCUCCCAUGGACAUAGACUGAUGGAAUAUUCUCUCCUCACCCUCCCAAGAUUUUCAAAUUACUUUCUUUCCUUUUUAAUUUUAAAUAUAUAUAUAUUUUUCAAAAGGAAUUGUUGUCGUGAAGAUGUCAGGUGUGGCUUUCAAGUCGGUGUCCCGUCCCCCCCCCCCCCACACUUUUUCUUUAUUUUUUGGCAAACGGAAUAACGUUCGGAUAGACUGAGGAAUGAUUCCCCCGCGACCCAAAGAGAAGCCGCCCUUGUUCUACCAAUGGCACCCCCCCCCCCCCCGCCCCGUCCUGUAGCAGCAGAGCAUGGAAACCCCCCUUGUUCCCCCGUAUUCUGUCUUAUUGCCUCAUUCAAUAAAUUGUUACAGAUGUG